Messenger RNA from Penaeus vannamei (Pacific white shrimp), 1665 nucleotides. RefSeq names its product derlin 1 (gene Der-1). Gene Ontology annotation, biological process: endoplasmic reticulum unfolded protein response. The record is from RefSeq and is a predicted model, not a curated record. Gene Ontology annotation, molecular function: ubiquitin-specific protease binding; misfolded protein binding. NCBI's taxonomy places the organism in Eukaryota, Metazoa, Arthropoda, Malacostraca, Decapoda, Penaeidae. Gene Ontology annotation, cellular component: Hrd1p ubiquitin ligase ERAD-L complex; endoplasmic reticulum membrane.
AACAGAUGAAAAUAACUGCAAUCCACAUCUACCAGAUGCGUCGAGAGCCACAGAAGGACACGUCGAUGUAAACAAUGCUGCUCGACCUCUGACGCACAUUUAGUCUUAUUUCUUGUUAGUUUUGAGUGUGUGGAGGUUGCUGCUGCUUCUUUGGUUGUAGACUAGAGGCCCAAGCAUCACAAUGGGCGACAUUCAGCAGUGGUUCAGCAGCCUACCCCCCAUGACCAGGACUUGGUUUGGGGGGACGAUAGCUUUGUCAUUAUUAGGGCGAUUCAACAUGCCAAGUCCCUACUGGCUUGUACUGGAUUACAGUGCUGUGGUGCAUGGCUUCCAGAUAUGGAGGCUUGCAACGUGUGUGUUUUUUUACUCCGUACAAAGAGGGUUUCAUUUCCUCAUAAAUUUAUACUUCCUUUACAAUUAUUCACUGCGUCUUGAAACAGGCCUGUUUGCACGAAGACCAGCAGACUAUCUGUUCAUGCUUUUGUUCAUUUGGGUCUGCUCCCUUAUUGUUGGACUGCUAGGAAGUAUGUACAUGUUGAUGGACCCCAUGGUGAUGGCUGUUCUUUAUGUAUGGUGCCAGCUGAACAAAGAUACCAUCGUGUCCUUCUGGUUCGGCACGCAGUUCAAAGCUAUGUACCUCCCGUGGGUGCUUCUUGCAUUUAAUGUCAUCAUGGGAAAUGGAGGCAUGGUAGACCUUUCAGGCAUUCUGAUUGGUCACCUGUACUUCUUCCUGACCUUCAAGUACCCACAGGACUUUGGUGGUGUCUCCCUCCUACAGACUCCACAGAUCCUAUACCACUAUUUCCCGAAUGCACGAGGAGGCGAGUCUGGAUUUGGCCGUCCCCCACCUGCCCCUAGAGCUGGUGGGGAUGAUGCCGCUGGAGGGGGUGGAGGCGGAGGUGGAGGCUUUUUCCGAGGCCAGGGCCACACGCUCCGUUGAGAUGACAACCUGUGUUCAUUUCACGUUCUCGUGAUGUUUGUUUUAUUAUUGGAGUAUUCCUUUUUUCUUUUUUUUCAUGUUUCUUUUUCCUUUUUCUUUUUGUCAUUUUUUUUCUUUUUCUUCUUUCUUUCUUUCUUUUUUUUUCUUUUUCUUUUUUUAUACAAGUCUAAAAGUAUUUUACAAAUCUUUCAUUUGAUUAGGAUAGCUGUUUAUUUACAACUAAAGGAUAGGUUUACUUGGAGUACAUUUCCGAAAGUACUUGAUUUGUGUUGAGCUAUUUAUUUCUGAGCUUAUCUAUAAUUUUUCAUGUAAAUAUUUUCUUUAUUUCUUUAUUUCUUUUGUUGGAUAUCCAUUUUUCUCAAGCUGAUUGGGGAAACGUUUGUAACAUCGGUGUUUUGAUGCACAUUUCUCAGAAUAUAUUGCUGCUGAGUGGCUGAACGGAUGAUAAUUAAAUUUCACAAAUGGUUUUGCACUAAAUCCUGAGAUUGAAGUUAUGCUGUAUAUAUAUUUAUACAACUGACUAUAAAAAGAAAAGGAAAAAAUCUUUGUCAAAUUUUUUUUCUGUGAAAAAUUGUAUACCAUGUGUUGCACUCAUCAGUGAUAUGAUAAUAUAAUAAUCCUUGAUGUAAUGAUUGAUUUUUGAUAUGAAUCAGUCAUUUUGUCAUUACAGUAUGUGUAUUAAUUUUACAAUGCAUAUCCCAUGUAAAUAAAAGUGUUUUGGAAAU